AUGGGUUUAAAAUGUGCCAUUGGAAGACAACCUAAAAAAUCAGCACCAAUCAUAGCAAAAGAUGGCACAAUUCUACAUGACAAAGAACAACAAUUAGACAGAUGGGCAGAAUACUACUAUGAACUGUUCUCCAAUACCGUCCCACUUGCACCAGCAACACUGGAUCAAGUCCCUUUACUUCCAAAACUGUUUGAGCUUGAUGAAGAACCUACAGUGGAAGAUCGAUUAAAGGCCAUUAAUACCCUUAAUGUAGGAAAAGCACCAGGAGAUGACAACAUUCUACCUGAGGUCAUCAAACAAUGCAAAACUACUUUAUUACUACCAUUGUAUGACUUAUUGUUACAAUGUUGGAGACACACUCCUCCAACUAUACCACAACAACUACGUAACUCAAAGAUUAUAACACUCUACAAAAAUAAGGGAUCACGGAAGGACUGUAACAACUAUCGAGGUAUCUCACUCCUCAACAUAGUAGGAAAGGUAUAUGCCAAAAUCAUUCAUCAGAGACUAGUUGUUAUAGCUGACCGUGUCUACUCUGAAUCACAAUGUGGAUUCAGAGUAGGAAGAUCUACCAUAGACAUGAUUUUCUCCCUCAGACAAGUGCAAGAAAAGUGUAGAGAACAAAACAUGCCGCUCCACAUAGCAUUCAUAGAUCUAACAAAAGCAUUUGAUCUAAUUAGUAGAGAUGCACUAUUUAGUGUCCUAGAAAGAAUAGGAUGUCCACCAAUCCUGAUUGGCAUUAUUAAGUCCUUCCAUGAGAAACAACUUGGAGUUAUAACCUUCAAUAGCAAGACUUCAAAACCCUUUCUGAUCCGAAAUGGUAUUAAGCAUGGUGAUAACAUAGCUCCAGUUCUCUUCGGCAUCUUCUUUGCAGUAGUACUGAUACGAACGUUCAGCCUUUGCCCAGCAAAUCCUGGUAUUGCUAUCCGGACCCGUGAAGAUGGAGGAGUCUUCAAUCAGGCAAGGCUUAGAGCAAAGACAAGGACAUAUACAUUCAAUAUCCAUGACUUGCUCUAUGCAGAUGAUGCUGGUUUUCUCACUCACUCACCUGAAAAACUGCAGGAAGUUAUGGACUGCUUCUCAAAAGCCUGUAACGAGUUUGGUCUAACCAUCAGCAUUAACAAAACUAAAAUCUUACACAGAGGAGAUGAUGAACCCCCAUCAAUCAAAAUCAAUGGUGAAGAACUGGAAUGUGUAGAGACAUUCUGUUACCUUGGGUCUACAGUUAACCCCAAAGGUACACUAGAUGAUGAGAUUGAGAAGAGGAUAUUAAAAGCCACUGUAACCAUGGCAAGACUGAAAGAUAGAGUAUGGGAGAACGCCAAGCUGACUAAUAAAACCAAGUGUCAGGUAUACAAAGCUUGUGUAUUAAGCAUACUCCUAUAUGCUAGUGAAACUUGGACAACAUACGCCUGGCAAGAGAGAAAGCUGAAUACAUUUCAUAUGAGAAACCUUCGCCGCAUUCUAGGCAUUAAAUGGCAAGAUAAAAUCAGUAACAAAGAGGUGCUAGAGAGAGCAGAACUAUGUGAUAUUUACACAUUACUAACAUAUAAACGAUUGAGAUGGUUUGGUCACACAAUAAGAAUGGAAUCCCACAGAAUCCCAAAGCAACUUUUGUAUGGUGAACUGGCAGAAGGAAAGCGCUCUAGAGGACGUCCUUUACUGCGGUAUAAAGAUGUAUGUAAACAAGAUCUCAAUUCGAUCAACAUUGAUCCCCAUACUGCAGAAGAAAUGACCAACAACCGAGAAUCAUGGCAUCAUUCAAUUAAGUCAGCUGUGGAAAUGCGACAACAAAAACUUUACAAACAUAAAGCUUACCUCCGCCACCAACGAAAAACAAAAGAACCAACAAUGUCAGAUGAAUUGAAUGAUGUCCAAAUUGUAAAAGGAAAUGCAAAUCAAGAAUUGGACUCCACAGUCACAUGA
Molecule: messenger RNA, 1926 nt
Organism: Anneissia japonica
Lineage: Eukaryota; Metazoa; Echinodermata; Crinoidea; Comatulida; Comatulidae
Exons: 1
Coding region: 1-1926 (641 amino acids)
Source: RefSeq, a predicted model, not a curated record